Messenger RNA from Henningerozyma blattae CBS 6284, 3888 nucleotides. RefSeq names its product serine/threonine protein kinase CDC15 (gene CDC15). Gene Ontology annotation, biological process: protein phosphorylation. Gene Ontology annotation, molecular function: ATP binding; protein kinase activity. Bases 1 to 3888 code for a protein of 1295 amino acids. The record is from RefSeq and is a predicted model, not a curated record. Lineage: Eukaryota; Fungi; Ascomycota; Saccharomycetes; Saccharomycetales; Saccharomycetaceae. The transcript has a single exon.
AUGGACCCUCUGGAAAAAUUAAAUGAUUUAGAUCGAAUCAGCCUUACCCCUGCACAACACAAUAACAACCACAAUAAUAGUAAUUCGAGCAACAGUAAUAACCGCCAUAGGUUAAGAGCUAAUAGUAGUGAAAACUUUCAACGACAUAGAAAUUCUUAUGGACAGAAAAAUAAGCAAGAUGACCGACUUCAGCAUAAUCGUACAGAAUCUACAGAAUUUGUGACAAAGGCUCAAUAUGGCCUUAUAAAUGUAAUUGGUAAAGGUUCAUUUGGUGUCGUUUAUAAAGCAGUGAAUAGACAGACUAAUCAGGUUAUUGCUAUAAAGCAAGUAAAUUAUGACAAUGAUGAAGAAUUAAAUGAUAUAAUGUCUGAGAUAAAUCUCCUGAAGAACUUAAAUCAUAAGCAUAUAGUCAAAUAUCAUGGGUUUAUGCAAAAGUCUGAUACGUUGUAUAUUCUUUUAGAAUAUUGUGCCCAUGGAUCAUUGAAAAAUCUUAUAUCCUCUUCUAAGGGAAUUCCAGAGAAGGAUGCACAACAAUAUAUUAUUCAAACUUUAUAUGGGUUAGUAUAUUUACAUGCUCAAGGUGUGAUCCAUCGAGAUAUUAAAGCAGCGAAUAUACUAUUAGACAAAGAUAAUACUGUAAAGUUGGCUGAUUUUGGGGUUUCAACAAGAGUGGGGAAUGCAACUAUGGCUAUGACAUUAGCAGGAUCCUUAAAUUGGAUGGCACCUGAAAUUUUAGGUAAUAAAGGAGCUUCAACAUUAAGUGAUAUUUGGUCAUUAGGUGCUACUGUAGUAGAACUUAUAACUGGUAAUCCGCCAUUUCAUAAUUUGGUUGAUAUAAAUAUUUAUUAUGCGAUUGAAAACGACAACUAUAUCCCCCCUGAAGGUGCAUUUUCAGAGACUGCAAUUGAUUUUCUUAAUCUUUGUUUUAAGAAGAAUAUGUAUAGAAGACCAACUGCUCAACAAUUAUUGAAUCAUAAAUGGUUACAACCCAUGACUUCUCCAAAAAAUUCUGAUAAACAAAAUUCUUCACCUCAAAGGGAAAACCUUUUUGAUACAAAUAAGAUUAAAAUAGAAUUACAACCGCCAUCACCACCUAGGGCAAUAAAUAAUAACGAACCAGAUAAUGAACCAAAUACCAAUAAAAGAUUAUCCAGGUUUGAGAGAAUGAAGAAAGAUAAUGAAGAAAUUGAGACAAAUUGGGAGAAACUUUUCAAAGAAACUAAAGGAGAAGUAUCCAAUUAUGACGCUUUCUUAGAUCCAAACAUGUCACCAGAAAGGAAAAGAAAUUCGCCUGUUCCACCAGCAACUCCAUUUUUCAAACAUGAAUCUGGAUCAAUAUUCCCUAAGCAUUCAUCAGUGGCCAUUCCUAAACCAGAGUUUGAACUAAAGUCAAAUACUAAUGAUAAUCAUAAACGUAAUUCUAUUUCCAAAUCACAUUCACCAACGCCAUCCAAGACUUAUUCAGAUGAUCUUACUAUGAUACAAGCAGGUCAUUCAUUACCGGACAUACACUCACUCUUUGAACAAAAUGAAAUUGAAGAAAUAGUAAUGGCAAUGUUUACAUAUUUCAUGACUACUUAUCAUAAUAAUAUAGAGCAAACAAAUCUCCUCUUACCUAUAUUCCGAUAUGAUACUGAAAACAAAAAUUAUUUAUUACAACAAAAGUUUAUCACAAUGGGCGGAUUACCAUACGUUAUUAAUAAUGAAGAGUUUCUAAUAAAUUGCUUUAUCCAAUUUUUACCACCAAAUUCGUUUUUCUUCUAUAAAGUCUUAAUUGAGACUGGCAUUAUGAAUAAUCUAACAUUUAUGAAAUUGAAAAAUCAAACAUUAAUUUUGAAAUUAGUCUUCACAUUUUUAGAGGUAACUUCCAUAAAAUUUUGGUCCAAUUGGUGUAUUAAUAAUUUUGAUACAAAUUUAUUAAUUACUAAUGGAUUUUUCCAUAAAAAGAUAUCUCAAACACUAAUAUUAAAAUUAUUAAUCAAUACCAAAUGGUAUGGUAAAAUUUUUCUUAAAGAUUUAUAUUCUAUACCUCCAACAUCGAUACUAUCGAAUAAAAAGACAUUUUAUUUUGUGUUUAAAACAAUAGUACAUACAUUUUUCCCCUUACCUAAUAAUAUUGAUAUUCAUAAUACCGGUAACAACAACAAUAACAUCAAUAAUAGUAAUAGCUUAUCUACAAAUAACAGCCAACACAAGUUUGAAUUCAAUGAGAAUAUAAGAAGAAAAGUAACUCCAUUAUCUUCGAGGGAAUCAUCUAAUACAUCCUCAUCUAUUCCUUUAAUGGAAGACAAUAUGGAAUUAGGGAUAGCUCCAAAAUUGCAAUAUAGUAAUUCUCAAUCCUCAAAUUCAACGAAGUCUAUCAGUUCAAUAAAUAACAGACAAAGUCAUAGUUCCAGCAAUAGUUCAAGCGGUAUUUUAAUACCAAAACAUCGUAAGAAUACUUCUUCAGCACAAUUAGAUUCGCCUUAUCAUCACCAUAGUAGUAAUAAUAGCAAUAAUAACAAUGGCAAUUCUCAAAUCAAUUACAGCCCAGAUAGGGCUUCCACAUCUACCCCAACUUUAUCCAUAGGUUCAUCUUCGACAUCUAUUGGAUCAUCACUUACAAAUACUAAUCUUUCAUCAGCAAUACCUCCGGCUCUAAACAGAGGAAACAACUUCAUGAGCAUCAAUUAUAAUAGUCAUCAUCACCAUCAUCAAUUAAAUAUUCCAGUGGAGUUUUAUGAAUGGUUAUUAAGUUUCUUAGAAGGGGAUCCCUUUAAGAUAAUUAGUGAUUUAAAAUAUUGGAAGUAUUAUAUCACUAUUUGGUAUAAUUUAACUUUACAAAAGGGUUUCAGCUCCAAAUAUUUCCAAGAAUUACAAAUGAAUCAUAAUUUUAGUAAAUUAUUAAUUAAUAUAACGAACGAAAAAUUAGUCAAGAAUGAAAGAUUAAAUUUAAUAUUAAAUGAUUUAGUGAUAAUUGUUAUCAAGAUAACUGAAGAAUUAAAUAACGAUUUAACAAUCAAGUUUUUCCAAAUAGUGAUUCGUUUGAUCAAUGAACCUAAUGUGAAUGAUGAGGCAUUAAUAUGUUUAAUCAAUUCAUUUUUUUUCAUUGGCUAUAAUAAACAUAAAUUUCAAAUUUCCAAACAAUCUUGGGAUUCGAUAAAUAUUAGAUUCCCACUUCAAGAUACAAAUUAUAUCAAUAGCAAAAAUGAAGAGGAUAAUUCUAUCACAUUAAACAGUUAUGAUCUGAUUGGUCCGAUUUACACUCAUUCCAUCAGUCUAAUAAGCAUCGAAGGUUAUAUAAAUCGUUUCAAUCGUAUCUUGUCGAUGGAUUUUUUCGAUUUUAUUUGCUACGAUAUGAUAAAUGAACCUAACUUCAAUACUUUAAUACAAACAGCGUUCCAAAAAAAUUUCAAAAAUAUUAUUAUAGAGAUUGAAUUACUGAAGAUGUUAAAGAUUCUUUUCAUUCAAAGUUUGAAAUAUAACAAUAUCAAGGAAAGUUUCGAAUAUUAUAUCACUAAACAUAAUAUUCAAUUCAAUGAUCGUAUUCAAGAGGGAAAAUUCAUUAACGAGUACCAUCUAAAUUACGACAAUGUUUAUUUCAAACAUUGUGGUCAUUGUUAUGAAUAUAAUAACCAUAAUAUAAAGAUUUUACCAAGUACUUUAAUGAUCCAAGAAAAUAUGAAACAGAUCUUGGCAUUCCUCUCCACUUUCUGGCCACAUACCCAAAGCCUCUCUACCAACUUCACCGCUUCUACUGCUACUGCCAAUACAACUGCUGCAAGUAAAUCCACUGAACACAAAUAUACACAUCAUGAUACUGCUGCACAAUACUCUUCCACUUCAGUACUAGUAAGUCAACUAUGUGACGAUCUAGAACAACUAUCUCUCACUCACAACCCUCAAUAG